ACUUUGAUUUUUAGAAUAUUUAAUAGGCUAGCUAACUAUGAUGGAAAGUUCUUAUGCUUUUCAAAUCUUCGCUAAGUGUAUGCUUACAAUUCAAGAAGAUAAAAUAAAUUUAUUUAGUGUAAUUGGUUGUGAUUUCUGCUUUUUUAUGAGACCAUAGUUCAAAUCUAGAUGUUGAUACUUUUUCAUAGGAAGUAGAUAAAUAAUUGCGAUGAAAAAAUACUCUUCCUACUUUCACUUUCGUUUCACGAACUUGGAAAUGAAAAAUCUUAAAACAUUGAAUAUAUCUUAUAGAAAGAGCUUCUUCAACCAGGUAAGAAGGGCAUUUUACCUGAAAUUAUUAUAUCUUAUAGAAGUGAUUAAUUGUGAAAUCGGAACUCAAGUAACAUUGAUUCAAACAUUAAAUAUUAAAUUGUAUGUGUGGUACAGUUUAGAUAAAAUACAUAUGUGUAGCCAAAACAUGGGUCUUCGUGUGCACUGUGACGGCUCCUUUGUUUCGGAGUCUCAGUUGGCGGCUUGUGGGAUUACCAUUGUUGAUGCCCACGGUCAGGUGAUUGAUGGCAAGACUGAGAGGUUCUAUUGUUCCUACCCGAUUCAGGCAGAAGCAUUUGCUAUUCUGGGUGCUGUGGUGUUGGCGGCCCAAGAGUCCUGUCCGACGUGUAUCAAAAGCGACUGCCAACGUUUGAUUGUGGCUCUUAUUCAAGCCCCUGCGAUUGGCCUUGGCAAUGUCCUGCGACCCUGGCCCGGAUUGUGUCUCUUCUUCAGGGGGCUCCUUGGAUCAAGUUGUCCUUCGUUCCUCGACGAUUUAAUUCUCUUGCGGAUUGGGUCGCUAGGAAUGCCCGACUUGAUCUCUUACCACAGGAUUGGAUUGUCAUUGCAAAUUUGAUUUCGCCCUUGUUGUAACCUUUUGGUUCUGCUAGUCUGGUUUGGUAUAAUAGAAGAUGUUCCAUUGUCAAAAAAGAAAAAAAAGUGACAUAUAGUAACUUUUUGUGACAAAUAUACACAUAAUAUAAAGAUAAAUUUGGCACUAUGACGAAAAAAGAGGUUCGUAGAAUCACUCUCAUGCCACGAAAUUUAAAAGAAGACUCUCAUUUUCCAAUUUUAUUAUUAUAUUAUAUAUAGAUUUGUCACAAAAAAUGGCUAUACUCGUUACAACUUACAAAGGUCCAUAUUUUGGUUACACUUCUGUAUUUUGUCUAAACUAAACUACACAUACAAUUUAAUAUUAAUGUUUGAAUAAAUACUACUUGAGUUC
Molecule: messenger RNA, 1252 nt
Organism: Linum trigynum
Lineage: Eukaryota; Viridiplantae; Streptophyta; Magnoliopsida; Malpighiales; Linaceae
Source: the annotation of a GenBank genome assembly